Messenger RNA from Vollenhovia emeryi, 2444 nucleotides. Its product is annotated as transcription factor SPT20 homolog. The transcript is spliced from 7 exons. NCBI's taxonomy places the organism in Eukaryota, Metazoa, Arthropoda, Insecta, Hymenoptera, Formicidae. The record is from RefSeq and is a predicted model, not a curated record. The coding region runs from base 1 to 2112 and encodes 703 amino acids.
AUGAACGUGAACUCCAUUCUGGCGUGUACGCAACAACGGCGUGCUAACCUUACUGUCACGGCAGGGCCAAAGGGAUGUAAAGCCACGAUAACGCCUCCAAAUCGUUAUUGGGUAGCGACAGAGAGGCCACCCCUCAUCGUUUACCAGCCGUUCUAUGGCCCCUGGGAUGGAGUGUUGGAGAUACUGCGAAGGCUUGCUACUUUAACUAUCCUACGAAAACCGCGGCCCCACUCUCUUUCUCUCACCCCUUACGACGCUUACCCCCCUUCGAGCGGGAGACGCGUUGCAGCGAGAGAUUCCCGCGCAGGAGAGGAAGACUGGACAAAGCGGAAGAAGCAGAAUAAGACGAGCAAAGCAGAAGCAGAGGAGCAGAAGAGCGGGUGCGAAAAAGCGGGCAAGCUGCGCCGGAAGGGGGUAGCCCGGGCUUCUCGCGAAGGCCUCAAAAUUUCGGACGCGACGGCGGCCCUGGACCUGCGUGCCCAGACGCAAGCCCAACCAGACUUCGGCCAGCUAGACCACCAGCAGCCGCAGCAUCACCAUCAGCAACAGCAGCCGCCGCAGCAGCCACAACAGCAGCCACAACAACAGCAGCAGCCGCAGCAUCCGCAGCAGCAGCAGCAGCACAACCAAAAUCCAGAGUCGCGUCCUCACCAUCACCUGCCACAGCAGCAUCAUCAUCAGCAUCACCCGGGGAAUCAUCUCCACUCUGGUGGCGGCGGCGGCGGAAGUGGCGGUGGAGGUGGCGGCGGCGGCGGAAACGCCGGUGGUGUUGCUGUUGUUGCUGGCGGCGGACCGCCCGGACCCGAGCCGGACCGGUCCACAAGAAUUCACGACGAGGAGGACGAGGACAUCACCGAGCGGGAGGACGAGGAGGAGGACGAGGAUCCUUGCAGCUCGCCGGAGCCCGACCUCGAAAACGAAUCCGAACCAAUGGAGAUUCAAGCCUCGGCUGUCACGGCGGCAGCCGCGAACCUCCACGCGCUACGCCAGCACGUAUUUAAGAUGUCGGAUUACUGGCAGCAACCACAACGCGGUCCGCCUCAACUUUCACCCGGGAUCCAGCACAGUCCCAUCUCGAAUUCGACGCAGCAACAUCAGCAGCAAGUCCAGCAGAUGCACAGUCCACUCGGGCAACAGCAGCAGCAGCAACAGCAGCAGCAGCAGCAGCAGCAGCAGUCUGCGGUUUCGCAAGUGCAGCAGAACGCGAACGCGACCCUGGGCCAAACCGCGAGUCCUCAACAACAGAUGCAACAACAGCAGCAGCAGCAUGCGUUAUCGAUGAACCAAACCACUCAGGGCCCGCAGCAUCAGUCUUCCCCGGCACCGACGACGCCGUCGCCGCAAGCGGAUCAUCAGGGUGCCAUUGCCUCCAGCAUGGCCCAGAGUCUGCACAGCCUCGCCCAGGCGCAACAGACGAUGUCGCAGGCAUCGAGUCCAUCUCUGGCGGUCCAGGCUGUCCAAGCGGCCCAAGCGCUCAAUCAGAAUCUGGGCCAGGCGCUAACCCAGGCGCUUACGCAAAACAUGCAGCAAAAUCUCGGACAAACCUUACAGCACAACUUGGCGCAGAGCUUGACGCCGAGUUUAUCGCCGCAACAACAGCAACAAUUGCUCAACCAACCGCAAAAUCUUAGUCAAGCGAGCCAGAGCCUGCAACAGAACAUCCAGAGCCAGGCGCAGAAUCUGUCCCAGACGCUGCAGCAGCAGGCGCAGAACCUCACGCAGAAUCUUGGCCAGGCGCUUAACCAGCAGGCGUUGCAGCAGCAGGCGCAAAAUCUCACGCAAAAUCUACAGCAAGCGCAAAAUCUCACCCAGAAUCUACAGCAGCAGGCGCUCAACAUGGCCGGCACCAUCGCGCAGAACGGCGGUCUCGCCGGUAUGAACAUGUCGGGCAAUCAGCAGCAGAAUUCACAGAACUCCAUGCUGAGUCCGGGCGCGACCAGCCAGGACUCCCACGACGCUACGCUCACGGAGAAGCUCGUCAACGAGUUGCAGUCUCGUGCCUCUGCGGCGGGGCUUGGAGGUGCAGUAGGUGCCGGCGGUGGUGGAGGAAUGGGCAACAUCAGCGAACGCACCCUCGAGGAAUGCUGGUCCACCCUGCAGCGAGUGAGUUGAACACUCAGUCCGUUCACGGAAUCCCUUUUAUUAACGCUGUCCUUUGCCCGUGCGCGUGUCCCUACCUUAAGUCCCUCGCUUUCUCUCACCGACGGCCGAGGUUCUGCGCCGUUCUUUUUUUUUCUCCUUUUACACUUCAUUUAACUUGUCGAUCCUGCACGUCGCAGACGCGCUGCGUCUCGUCUCGCUCAUUGACACCAUUUUUUUUCUUUCGUUUAUCGACAUUCAGCGCCAUUCAGUUCGCUAUAUUCCGCCCGAUUAUGAUUUCGCUUCCGCGCGAGCUCCUCUGGAACGUCUCGCGAUCGUUCUUAUCUCGUUUGCAUCUCGUUCGC